Molecule: messenger RNA, 3174 nt
Organism: Nomia melanderi (Alkali bee)
Lineage: Eukaryota; Metazoa; Arthropoda; Insecta; Hymenoptera; Halictidae
Gene: sip1
Product: septin interacting protein 1
Biological process (GO): spliceosomal complex disassembly
Cellular component (GO): U2-type post-mRNA release spliceosomal complex
Molecular function (GO): nucleic acid binding
Source: RefSeq, a predicted model, not a curated record
UUACGUUUCAAUGUAAUAUUGUAAUUUCACUUUUUACUGACGAGAUAUAGAUUUUGUUACGUAAAAACUUUCAAACUUGAAGGAAAAGUGUAAUAAUAAAAAUUGUGAGUGGGCUUACGCGCAAGCAUUUCACGGUUUGAAGGUUAUCUCGUUUGUGUAUGUUGGUAGCACUGUUCGAGUGGCAUCAAGGAAUGCAAUUAUAGCAUAUCCAUAAGAAUACAAUAGAACAUAACCUCUAGUAUGUAUUAAAGAGUUAAUGUUGUUUGUUUGUGCGUACAGUACGUGACAUAUCACGUUCAAAACAGUAAAAAUUGUUGGAAAUCAAUUUUAUUCAACGUAUUAAUAAACUGCGACAAUAUGUCGGAAGACGAAGUAGAAAGUUUCGAAAUUACAGACUACGAUCUUGACAAUGAAUUUAAUAUUAAUCGUCCCAGACGAAAAUUAUCUAAAAAGCAGCAAAUGCUUGGUAUUUGGGCGGAUGAUAGUGAUGAAGAUGAAUUAUCUGCUAGACCCUCUUUUAAAACCUUUGACAAAGGACCAAAGAAUUAUACAGCCCCUGUAAGUUUUGUAGCAGGUGGUAUUCAACAAGCUGGCAAACCAAAAGAAGAGAAGGAAGAAAAAGAUGAAGAUGACAGUGAUAAUGAAAAUACAAAUAAAUCACAAAGAGAAUAUCAAAAUAGUUCAAGUUCUGAAGAUGAACGACCUAGCAUGGCACCGUUACGUGCAUCUUUUUCAUCUAUGAAUACUGAUGGAGAUAUCGCUGGUUUACGUAAAAAGAAAGCUAAAGUAAAUCCUUUGCUUAUGCAAAGUGGAAUGGGUAGUUGGGAGGUCCACACAAAAGGUAUUGGAGCUAAACUGCUAUUACAGAUGGGUUUUGAACCUGGUAAAGGGUUAGGCAAGCAAUUACAGGGUAUAAGUGCUCCAGUGGAAGCACAUUUAAGAAAAGGUAGAGGUGCCAUUGGUGCUUAUGGGCCAGAAAAGUGUCCAAAAGUACCAGAAAAGAAAAAAGAAGAAGAUGCAGAGGAAGGGAAAGAUUCUAAGGGCAAAUUAUCACAGUGGAGGAAAGGAGAUGGUAAUGCAGCAAAGAAGAAAGUAAAAUAUGUUUAUCGUAGUGUGGACCAAGUUUUGGAGGAUGGAAAAUUAAAACCUAAUAAGAAAUUAAGGAUGUCAAAUGAAAUCUUGAGUAAAGUCAAAGUUAUAGAUAUGACUGGUCCAGAACAAAGAAUACUUAGUGGAUAUCAUGCAAUAGCUGGAGGUCAACAACGACCUGAUGAGAAUGUUGUAAUUAGUGACAAGAAAUCCAAAGUUAAUUUUGCACUACCAGAACUUCAGCAUAAUUUGAACAUACUAGUAGAUAUGUGCGAACAAGAUAUUAUUCAAAAUGAUAGACGAACAAGACAUUUGAGUGACAGAGUAGUUGCAUUGGAAGCAGAGAAAAAAAAUAUUUCUAAAGUUAUAGAUCAUCAUGCUCAACUUAUAGAUACUUUGGAAAAUGUAUUAGAAAUAGUAGAUAAGUUAAUGGACGAGACCAACCAAUUGACAUUACAAGAGACUGCAGAAGCCUUCAAAGAUUUGCAAGAUAAAUAUUAUGAGGAAUAUAAAAUGUAUGAACUUGGUGAAUUGGCAAGUAGUUUUGUUGGUCCAAAAAUAAAGGAUUGUUUAAUUAGUUGGAAUCCUAUAAUGCAACCAAAACAACCUGUUAAAUUGUUUGAACAAUGGAAAAGUAUUCUGGAAAGUGGUACCACUACCCUUCAAAGCAGAACUAUGAAUCCGUAUGAUCAACUUGUUUGGAAUGCAUGGAUGCCAUCCAUCAGGGGUGCAAUUCAACAGUGGGCUUGUAGACAAUCGGAUCCACUCAUUGAAUUAAUAGAAUUCUGGAUGCCAUUGCUUCCAAGUUGGAUAUUGGAAAAUAUUUUAGAUAUGUUAAUUCUUCCAAAGUUGACCUUGGAAGUUGAGGAAUGGAAUCCUCUUACUGACACUGUACCUAUUCAUACAUGGAUUCAUCCAUGGCUACCAUUAUUAAGAAAUCGAUUGGACACUUUAAUAUAUCCAAUAAUACGACGUAAACUGGGUUCUGCAUUGGGAGGAUGGCAUCCAUCUGACAGAUCUGCCAGGUUAAUGUUACAACCAUGGGCUAAUGUUUUCGCGAAAGGAGAUAUGGAAGCCUUCUUAGUGAAAAAUAUUAUACCAAAAUUACAAAUAGCACUUUCCGAAUUUGUUAUAAAUCCACAUCAGCAACAUUUAGAUCAAUGGAAUUGGGUGUACGAAUGGAAAGAAUUAAUUCCAUCUCACAUUAUGGCAAGCUUACUCGACAAAUUUUUCUUCCCCAAAUGGUUGCAAGUUUUGGCUUUAUGGUUAAAUCAUUCCCCUAAUUAUGACCAAGUUACAAACUGGUACAUGGGCUGGAAGGGCAUGUUAAGUGAAAAAAUACUUUCUGAACCGUUAGUUAAAGAACACUUUAAGAAAGCAUUAGAUAUGAUGAAUAGAGCAGUUAGUGGUCCACAAAGUCAUCAACCGGGAGCAAUGGAGCAAGUUUCAUACUUGACAAGUUUAGAAAGAACCCAGCCUACCAUGUCGCAAAUGCCGCCGAACGCUCAGCCAAGGAUGGAGAGGCUUGCGGAAGCGGUGAGGACAGCAUCGCAAAUACCUCAAGGCUUUAAAGACCUUGUUCAAAAGAAGUGCGAAGAAAGAGGCAUUCUAUUCAUGCCUAUACCGAAUCGUUACAGAGAAGCAAAACAAGUUUAUAAAGUGGGCAAUGUCCAGGCGUAUAUAGAUGGAAAUGUCUUGUUUGUAUGUCAUAAUGGUAUGAAUUGGCUACCUACGCAUUUAAACGCAUUAUUAGACAUGUCUGAACUCUAGGAAUGAUUAAAUUCUCGCUUUAGAAUGUAAUUAACAUUAAAUCCUGUAUGUAAUUAUUUAUUAUGUACAUAUACUGUAAAGUAUCUUGUAAGAAAUGGCAUUGAAAGUUGCAUUAUACAAUGCGCAUAAUUUGUAAAUGGAUUGUCAUUUUUUGUACGACCCGUGCUGUAUAAUAAAUUAUUAUACCAGCAUACCUAUAUAUAUAUAUACAGAUAUAGAUAUAUAUGCAUAUAUGUAGAUAUUAUACUCAUUUAUUUCACAAUGAAGUUUCUACGCAAUUCCGAUUUUAUAUACUUUUAUCGAGCGAAUAAAUAU